CAAAUUUGCCCCCGAACCGGAUAAUACAGCGCGAUAGCGAAGCAGAGGCCUUCCAAAACCCACGGCAAACGCCUAGUGCUCCCCAUCCUCUCUUGCCCCCCUCCUCCGUCAUGGCCGUCUCCUCCACUACGUCCCAGCUCCCGCUCCUCUUGCUCCACCGCGGCACCGCGAACCCUAGCCCCGCGUCUCUCUCCUUCCCCUCCUCUCUCCGCGCGACGUCCCUCCGCUCCCGCGCCGCCGCCGCCGCUUCGCCCGCAGACACCCUUUCCGAAGACGGCAUCCCCGACGCGCCACCGGAAGGGGAGGGGACGGGAAUUCCGUUGCCAUCGUCGAUUGGGGAUGAUGGAGAGCAGUUGUUGUAUGGAACUGCUGGAAAAGAAAUUGUUAUGAGGCCUUGUGCACAGUUGAGCUCCUCUUUUACUGAUUCUUUAGAUGUAUCACAAGAGAAAAUAGUGAUAAGAAACAGAUACGGAGAGAAACUUCUUGGUGUUUUGCAUGAAGCUGGAUCUAAGGACAUUGUAGUGUUGUGCCAUGGAUUUAGAUCAUCAAAGGAUAGUAGAACUAUAUUGAGUCUUGCUAAUGCAUUGGCAUCAGAAAAGAUCAGCAUAUUCCGAUUUGAUUUUUCUGGCAACGAAGAAAGUGAAGGUACUUUUGAAUAUGACAACUACUAUAAAGAAGUGGACGAUUUACAUGAUGUGAUCCUACAUUUCAGAAAACACAAACGUGACACCCAUGCUAUUGCCAGCCACAGUAAGGGAGGAAAUGUGGUUAUCCUCUAUGCAUCCAUGUAUCAUGAUAUAUAUAAAAUUAUUAACCUGUCUGGAAGGUUUAAUCUGGAACGUGGAAUUGGAGAUCGUUUUGGAAAUGAUUAUAUGGAAAAGAUUAAUCGGCAUGGUUUCAUCGAUGUGGAAGACACAACAGGACGUAUCAUCUACCGUGUGACCAAAGAAAGUCUGAUGGACCGUCUUAAGACAGAUGUGCAGAGUGCAUGCACAUCUAUUGACCCAAACUGCAGGGUGUUGACAGUACAUGGCGCUAAUGAUGAUGUUGUGCCAUCAGAGGAUGCCCUAGAUUUUGAUAAGUAUAUAAGUAACCAUGAACUGCAUAUUAUUGAAGAGACUGAUCAUAGAUAUGCAUCUUAUCAGCUUGAAUUAGCUUCAAUUGUAUUGAAAUUUGUUAAAUCUUGAUGAGGUUGGCACCCAAGCAGAAGAUCAGAAUCAAGCUGCGGUCCUACUGGGUUCCUUUGAUAGAGGACUCGUGCAAGAAGAUAAUUGAUGCUGCCAAAACAACCAACGCGAAGACCAUGGGUCCUGUUCCUCUGCCGACCAAGAGGAGAAUAUAUUGUGUGCUCAACUCUCCUCAUGUGCACAAGGAUUCACGGUUCCAUUUCGAGAUCCGGACACAUCAGCGGCUGAUUGAUAUCAUGUAUCCAACUGCCCAAACAAUUGACUCACUGAUGCAGCUCCAGCUCCCCGCCGGUGUGGAUGUUGAGGUUAAGCUAUGAUUCUGUUGGAGCUGAAGUUUUCAAAGUAUGAUGUAGUAUGGACUCAUUUUCCGCAGCCUUUCUUCGUUGAUCCUUUUGUUGUCUGGGACUGAAAGAAAUGUAGAGCUUGUAAUAGGAAAGAAGAUGUUAAGACAUGAGUUAUCUUGCGAUGAAGCAUAUUGAAUGAAAUGUUUUACAUGAAGUUAUAUUGAUGUUCUGGCUUCAGUGAAAUUGCUGGAUGUAAAUGUAAUUGGUCAGCAUCUGAUAUACUUGGCUUACCAUCCCAGUAAAAUUUAUUGAUUCAACUGGA
Molecule: messenger RNA, 1793 nt
Organism: Panicum virgatum (switchgrass)
Lineage: Eukaryota; Viridiplantae; Streptophyta; Magnoliopsida; Poales; Poaceae
Product: 30S ribosomal protein S10, chloroplastic
Exons: 4
Coding region: 111-1187 (358 amino acids)
Biological process (GO): translation
Cellular component (GO): mitochondrion; ribosome; small ribosomal subunit
Molecular function (GO): RNA binding; structural constituent of ribosome
Source: RefSeq, a predicted model, not a curated record